GGGAGGAGAUGGGGGAGUAUAGUUGGGCAUCUGCUUGCCUAGCUAUGAUCUACCACAACUUGUGCAAUGCGUCUCUAAAAGCCGUGAGGGAGGUCAGCGGCGCAAUGUUCAUCGUCCAAUUUUGGGCUUGGGAGCAUAUGCCAUGGCUUGCACCGGCCCAACGUCCAGACAGGGAUUGGCCAAUCGAUCAUCCCCUAAGAGGUGAAGCUUAUGGAGCAAGGUGGCUUGGA
This is a messenger RNA of Linum tenue, 230 nucleotides long. The record is from the annotation of a GenBank genome assembly. NCBI's taxonomy places the organism in Eukaryota, Viridiplantae, Streptophyta, Magnoliopsida, Malpighiales, Linaceae.